UCAAUGAAGCGAGGACGUUUGUUGUGAGAUUUGUUUCCUAUUAUUUCGCCUUCCGUCGUUAAUUAAUUCUGUGUAAUGUAACUAAUUAGAUAGAAAAUAAAUCUUUUUUACUUUAACCUAGAUAGUGCUCGAGGAUUUUUUUUCUAAUUGUUUAGAUGUAGAAAUAGUAGAAUGUUUCUCAAGCGUAUACUGUUCCCUGUGUUCUGCCUUAGUAUAAAAGUUUUCCCGUGGGUGGUGUGUGAGGAGGUGGAAAUAAGGGAUAUAGCGGCGGACAAGGGUACAAAUGUGACCAUACCGUGCGGGGGACUCCUGAAACUGCCGUCUUCUAACGUGCAGUGGGUCCACAGAGGCAACCGAACACAUCAUGAAGUCCUGGUGGACGGCAGCCUGUUCUUGGCACACAUCGGCGUGGAUGACGCGGGUCUCUACGAGUGCAGCGUGGAGAACGAGACGGCAUACGUGGAUAGAGUCAACCUGACAGUCAGAACGGAGCCUCCCCCGCUGGUAAACGUGACGGUCCACGCGUCCACCAUCCUGGCGCUGAUAUUAUGGAACGUGGCAGGUGAUGGAGGACACCCCAUCAUCGACUUCACGGCGCAGUACCGCUCCGCGACACCCGUCAACGGCACCAUCGAGCCGUGGCGCCCCAUCAGUCCCAACCACAUCAGCCCCAACUCGCGGCAAAUCGACGUGUACCAUCUGGACACGAACGCGUCGUACUGGUUCCGCGUGUGGGCCACCAACGCCUUGGGCCCUGGCCCGCCGGUGGAGGUCCUCGCCACCACGCUCUACAGCGACCAGGAGGCAGAGCUGUAUAAGCACUUCCUGGAAGGCGCGGAGUCGUUCGACCCGCGCACGUGGCUGGCGGCCGUGUGCGUGGUGAUGGGCACGCUGGCCGUGCUGGCGGCCGGCACGUGCGCCGUGCUGUGCCGCGAGUGGCGCCGACACGAGUACGAUGAAGAUCAAGAUGUGAUGGAGCUAGUGCCUAAUAUAAUCCUUAAUCCCGGGUUUAUGGAGAACGACCCUGUGCCACGGGACAUGCCUUCAUACGCGGCCUCCAUCAUCAAGUCCACGGAGUGCCCAGGGCCAGGGAAGCCCCGGCGAGUCUGAUUCUCGUCUUACCUUAACCUUAGAAUAUUCUAUCGCACCGAUUCAGGACUUAUGUCAUGAUUUUAAAUGUCAGUUAGGUGUUCAAAUUGCCGAUGGACUUUGGGAAGGUAGCGAGGUUGUAACAGCUUAGCCAAAAAGAAAAAAUAGUGAGGGUAUUUUCAUAAUCAACAAUCUCAUCAUCAGGAUAAGGCCUGACAAAAGUCUUCGAAGCAUUUGAUCGAACCUGAAAUUGGGUUGGUUUCCUCCUCGGGUCUGUAAAAAACUGAACCUGUCGUUAACUUUAGUGAAAAGGACUUAUCGAAAUUACCUGAACUAUUUUCUUUUUUGGCUAAUCUGCACAUCAUUCGCUCAAAACCGCGUAGAGCAAGACUGCGUUAUCGUAAUACGAAUAAGUCUGACAUUACAAUUCUCAUUUAUGAAAGUAUAUCAAAGCUUUGCUAAUGACAUGCUUACACAAUGCCCGAUUCACAUUAUAGCAGUAAGGUUACCAGUCCAAGUAUUCAAUACACCGCUGGAAUGUUCCUGAAAUAAUUUAUUAAUUGUACACAACAGGUUACAGACAUAUACAUCGCAUAAUUAGGUAAUACGUUAAAGGUUCGGAUUAUAACCCAACAAAUAAUACGAGGAAUAAUGUGAUCUAGCGCUGGAAUGUAAAAAAUAAAUAAAAAUACAUUUAUUUCUCCAGUAUUUUACAAUAACAAAAUUGUGUACCUCCCAGUAAGCAAUGCUCGUGUUGGCAGUGACCACGCUGCUUCCGAGGGUUACAAUUUAAAUAUAAACACUUUUUUUAAUAAUGUGAAAAUGAACACGCUGCAAUGGACAAAUUUCAGUACCUAUUUGAAUAUUUUGAAUCCAGCUCUGGGAUUUCUCUGGAAUAUGGUGGACUAGAACUGCAGUGCGUUUGAAUGUUCCGGCACUGGAUUACUAGAAAAUGUAAACCAGCACUGAAAUAAGCGCGUUCCUUUGUUGGUUCACAUUUAUCCAGCAACUUUACAAAGCUGGAUUCAAACGCUGGAUGGAAUGCUUACUGGAAUAAUAUGGAUCAGGCAUAACAUUUUACUCAAAAAGCCUUUUGUAAAAAUCGAAAAGGUCAUAAGACAUAUUAAACAAUAAAAAUUAGUUAAAAUAUAAAGACUUAUAAAGAAUAGAAUUGAGAACAUACAAUACUAAUUUAAUAAUACAGUCAUUGUGUGUAAAAGAUACUAAAACAUACUUCAAGUAAAAGUGGCGCCAAGAUUGGAUAGUAAUAACGCCAAGCGGAAAACCGGCAAUUUUUUGACAGUUCUGACGUUCCUGUAAACAUUAUGGCGCCACUAGAGUGUGUUUAUAAUCUGUGAAUUCACUAUCUAACAGCAAGUGUACAAUGUAUUGUUAAACAGGGGGUUAAAAAGGCCACAUCGAAGCAAUUCGUCUAAAAAUUAUAAUAUAUAUAGUUAUAUAUAUAAAACUAUUUGAAAUUUGCGUGCAUUGCGCACUUACUUUUAUGAGCGCAAAUGUCAAAUUGCAAAAUUGUUUUUUUAAAUGAAUUGCAUGUGGCUUUUCUAACCCCCAGGGUAAAGUAAUUUGUUGAUUCAUCUGACAGGCUUUUUGUAUUAGCUAUAAUAAAUUUAAUGUAAAAGGAAUAAAACACGAAUUUCUUGUAAUUAAUAAAUUUUUUUAAAAGUCUGCCAGAUUUAUCUAUAAACAAUUUCAGCCAGAAGAAUCGCCCAGCAUUGUUAAUUGCCUGGGGGGCAUUGUUAAUUCCCAGCCAAGUUGCAAACGAUUAUGACAAUCGACAGUGACAGUGAUAAAAUGUUUGAGAUUGACGAAUCAGAAUCAUCAACUUGGUGAAGUUCAAUUUAACAUAUUUUAAUCUACGUCAUUUCGAAAGUUCUUAUGGCUGAGGAGAAGAAAUGACAAGAAACUGCAAAGGCAACACAUCUUUUAAAUCAACGUAUGUAUACAUUACAAGUUAUUUAAUAACUAGAGAAACACAUUUACUACCAGGUAUUUUUAUCAUUUAGGUAAUCAUUAAUCUUAUAAUGAGAUUUUUUACAUAAAUUAAGCUGCAUAUGAGCUUAAAUUUAUUUUCUGACAAAUUCAAAAUACUGUCUGGUAUUUUAUUGUAAAAACGUAUGAACUUGGCUUGACACGCUGCCGCGUGUCUAGAUACAUAACUCCAAAAAAGACGAUUUCAAUGCAGUUAGUCUAGAAGAGAACGUAAGAUAACAUAUCAAUCCCAUAUAUUUUAUCACUGGCACUAAGAUUGUAAUAAUCGUUUUUAACUUGGCUAAGGCCCCAGCUGAGUUUCAAUACUAUUCUUUAUUUAUGCAUUUUUUAUUGACGUCACAUGAGCAUGAACAAAAUCAUGUCAUAAUUGCGACAAACGAAAGGGGUAAUGCGGAACAUAUCAGUCAGUGGUAAUCAUUUUAAAUCGGCGUGAUAGAAUAAUCUGUAGGUUGGUUGUAGCUAGCUUGCUCGAAUUCGACUGUGUAACGUACGAGUGCUGAUGUUGUCCCAAAAAUGUUAUCAGUUACAAAAAAUAAGGUUUUUAAAAUUAGAAGUAGUCCAAUAGGCUAGAUGUUGAAAAAUAUAUAAUAAUGAUGUUCAAUUAUUAAAUGCCGUUAUCUAUUGUGUGUAUUCGAAAAGCAGCUAAAAGUACUUGAAAUUAUCUAGUGAUAAUGUAACGUAAUGGUGUCCAGUUUUGGGAAAACAUUCCAGCAUAAACUAGCUUAAACCUAAUCAUUGAGAGAGAUCAUUUCUAGUAAUAUAAGCGUUUGGAAGUCGAGUCAGGGUUGCCAGCACUAAAAAUUGUAUCGAUUGAGUAGUAUUUACUAAAUGCUUUAACCUUUUUUUCUACGACACUUGCAUUUACUUUUGAUAAAAUAUUUAUACUAUAGUAAUAAGUCUGAAACUUGACGCUUUAUUUAAUGGCAACCCAGACGCGAGCGUACUUUUGAAUCAUAUUGCUUACCGUUCGAAAGAUUGUUAAUGUUACUAGCUGUAAAAAUGGUAAUUUUAAUUAAGGUAUAUAUUUUUUGCAACAUUAGAUAAUAUUUUUAUAACAUGAUCUCAGGUAUUUAAGGCAUUCAUAUUGGGAGGUAAGUUUUAUUUUUAAUUGUGAUUUUGUGCUGUGAUUGAUUUUGUUUUGGUUCAAAUUGUGAUUUGUAACUGUAAGCGUAAGUGUAUAUAAUUAUUUUUAAUAUCAUUUGGAGACUGGUGCGAAGGUUUAGGAUAAUAAUUAUAAUUAUUAUAUAGUAUAGGGAUAGAGCAAGCUUCGUUAGAAGCGUGCGAAGCGCUUCGUAUGUUUAAGCGUAAACAGGUUCUGCUGUCACUCGAUGAUUGUGAAGAAGAUGAAACAACGAAAAGGAGCGGAGGUAGUCAGAUAACUGGUAUAGAAACGCAUACCGUCGCCUUAUAAUGAAAACUUCGUAAGAACUUGUUUUGAAAAAUCACAUUCUGGUAACGAUUUUCUUCCAAUAAAACCUCGAUAUAUUAUCCUUAGCGCUUCGCUUGCCUCGACUUGGCGGGGCACUACCGCGCCCCCAGAUUAUAAAAGGUAAAAACUGAGACUAUAAUGUUUUUUUUUACCUGGAUUAUAAAAGAC
This is a messenger RNA of Pectinophora gossypiella (pink bollworm), 4696 nucleotides long. RefSeq lists its product as uncharacterized. Gene Ontology annotation, molecular function: protein binding. The record is from RefSeq and is a predicted model, not a curated record. Bases 172 to 1110 code for a protein of 312 amino acids. NCBI's taxonomy places the organism in Eukaryota, Metazoa, Arthropoda, Insecta, Lepidoptera, Gelechiidae. The transcript is spliced from 7 exons.